This is a messenger RNA of Anarrhichthys ocellatus (wolf-eel), 3618 nucleotides long. RefSeq names its product mitotic deacetylase associated SANT domain protein b (gene mideasb). NCBI's taxonomy places the organism in Eukaryota, Metazoa, Chordata, Actinopteri, Perciformes, Anarhichadidae. Gene Ontology annotation, molecular function: transcription corepressor activity. The transcript has 12 exons. Gene Ontology annotation, biological process: regulation of transcription by RNA polymerase II; negative regulation of DNA-templated transcription. Bases 85 to 3420 code for a protein of 1111 amino acids. Gene Ontology annotation, cellular component: histone deacetylase complex; transcription regulator complex. The record is from RefSeq and is a predicted model, not a curated record.
UAUAUAUAUGUAUAUAUUUCAAGUCAUCCAGUGGAGCGUUGGUAGCUGGUUUGGUUGAGAACAAUCACCUGACUCGGCUUCUUCAUGCCCGUCAUGAGCGUACCAGCUCAGCAGAAACCCAGCGCCAAAAGAACGGGCAAACGCAUCACAUUUUUCAGCGAUCAAACCACAGCAAUGAAGGAGAGUCCUCAACAGCCUGAAGGGUCCUACUAUGUCCCCGGUGGCCCUGCCUCAGACCCCGGACAGAGCGAGGCUGCAAGUACUGUAACCUCCAAUCCAGAGGCCCCUCACAUGUACCUGAACUCUGUCAUCUUCAGCCCAGACAAGGGUGACCAGAGCAGGGGUCAUUAUCAGCAGACUGUGCCUAUGAAAUGGGCCCACCAGGAGCCCAGUCAGCAGCAGCCAUCCGUGUCCCAGCAGCAGAGAGCUGCCUCCUGGAAUACCAUGACUAACUGGGGACACAACUUUACUAACUACAUGGGGGGAGUCAACGUAACGGACUCAAGGACCCAGAAUACAUUUGUGAAGUCAAUGCACGAGACUUCUGGUUUACAGCCACAUCAACAGCCCCCAAACAGAGCGGCAGACAAGCAACAGUUGGGGCCAAACCCUGCAGUUGAAGCGUACAGGGAUGCGUCUAAGGCUCCGGGGCUGGAUUGGGAGCAGCAGCAGUCCCAGGCCUUUCAGGAGACCUUGAAACCUGGGGCGCUGAACACCCAGCAGCACAGCACGUCCCAUCCAGGAGGAAGCUCAGUGUUGCAACCCUUCCAGUUGGCCUUUGGUCAGCCCAAGCAGCACCUGCCAGCGUACUACCAGGCAUUUCAAGGCAACAGGACGACCCUACCCAACCCACCUAACUACCCAACGCAAGCGAAACCCCCACACCAGUUGCAGCAGCAAGAGCAAAUACAACGCCAGCAACAACAUCAUCACAUACUUCAGCAGCAAAUUCAGCAGCAGCACCAUCAACAACUGCAGCAGCAACAAAUCAUUCAGCAUCAACAGCAUGUACAGCAACAGCUUCAGCAGCAGCAACAAAUGCAGCACGAGCAGCAGCAGCAGCAGCAACAACAAAAGAUACAGCAACAACAGCAACAGCUUCAAAUUCAGCAGCAAAUGCAACGUCAGCAGUUGCAACAACAAAACCCUCAUGUGCUUGACUAUUACCCCGGUGCACAAAAUGCACACCCGCAUCCACAGCCCGUGGUGGUGGUGCACUCCCAGGAGUCCUCGGCUCCAGUUCUCCCAAAGAUCCAGGAACCAAUUAUCCAGGACAUCACCCCAGAACCCCAGCAGCCUUCGGAUCUGCUGCCGCCCAUUCUGCAGCCCGAGGCCCCGUCCCAGUCACAACCCCAAACUCAAUCCCAAACGCAGCUUCGCAGAUCACGGCGGCUCUCAAAGGAAGAGGGGGCGCCGUCGGACAACCCUUUUCUCUCAGUCUCUUCGGAUCAGGCUGCCCCGGGGCCGCAGGGCUCCCAGAACGGGGCCCGAGACGUCCAGGCAGCCCCAACAGGCGUCAUCCAGAGCACGCGGAGGAAACGCAGGGUGUCCCAGGAGGUCAACCUGGAGACUCUCGCUCAGAAGGCCUCGGAAAUGGAGUCUCUACCACCACAUAUUGUAAAGGAGCCCCACAGGCCGUGGAGUCCCACUGGAACAGGGGGUCUGAACGCCAAGCGGCCUCGAGACGAGCUCCUGCCGCUCGUCAUCCCUGUGUCUGUUCCAGUGCGAAGACAGGGUGCCUCCCCUCCCGACAGAGAUGAAGCAGCCCUGGCCCCCAACUGGCCACCCAGGCCUUCAAACCCCCUGGACCUCGGCCGCCCCGACCACAAGCCCUCGGUCAUCGUCACCCGGAGGCGCUCACUCAGGAACUCCGCGUCGGAGAGCUCAGAGCAGAAUGGAAGAACCGAAGGGGAGAAAGACGAUGAAGGCAAAAAGUUUAAACGGCGUCCGCGGCCGGAACCCCUUUUCAUCCCGCCGCCCAAACCUGGUUUAUUCAUCACCCCCUCUGUCUACUCCAGCAUCACACCCUACCAGAGCCACCUACGAUCCCCCAUCCGCCUCGCCGAAAACCCUCUCUCCAUUCCCCCUUACACGCCGCCGCCAAUCCUCAGCCCCGUCCGCGAGGGCUCCGGGCUCUACUUUUCCACUUUCCUGUCCUCUGUCGCAGCCAGCGGCCAGGGCCUGCCGCCUCCUGCAACGCCCAAGUCGGCAACACGCAGCCUGUUGCGCUCCAACAGCUGCGACAUCACACCACCAGUUCUGUCUGCUAUAGGCGAGGCCACUCCAGUCAGCAUAGAACCACGGAUAAAUAUUGGGUCGCGGUACCAGGCCGAGGUGCCAGAGCUGAGGCGGCGGUCAGCUGUCGAGCUGGAUCAUCAUCGAGCGGAGCUGGCCUGGGCUCCACUGAAUGAGCUGGAGGAAAAGCCUGACCUCCAGCAGAGAGUGGAAGACCUCAUGCACCUGGCCUGCUCCAGUGUUUUGUGUGGAGGCGGCACCAACCAGGAGUUAGCCCACCAUUGUCUGUAUGAGUGCAAAGGGGAGAUAAUGGCCGCUCUGUCCCUCCUGAUGCUGAGGAAUCCGGUUUUCCCCAAGUCUCAUAAUCUGGCAAACUACCACUACUCUGGAUCAGACAGCUGGACCGCAGCUGAGCGACGCCAGUUCAACAAAGGCAUCGCUGCAUACAAGAAGGACUUCUUCCUGGUGCAGAAACAGGUGACCACUAAGUCAGUGGCGCAGUGUGUGGAGUUUUACUACACGUACAAGAAGCAUGUGAAGAUGGGCCGCAACGGGAUGCUGAUUUACGGCGAGGUGGAGCCGCUUGAGAGCAAGACCACCGAGGAGGAGACGGACCACAAGCAGGGCUAUCGCAGAUCGGAGCCACUGAAGGAGGAGGACAGCAGGAAGUGGGAGGGGUCAGCUGACAGGAAGCAGGAAGUCGGCCCCCCCGGGGCGACUCACACGCUGCAGUCCGCUGACAAUCCGGGGACCGUCCUGAUCAUGAAAGGCCAGGAGGACGUUGGGAGGGACCAGCUGCUGUCCCGGGUCAUCCACCCCCCUCCGCCACCCCCGCCCAGCUCCAAAUCCCGCUACGACGGCAACGCACGCAAGACCGGCCCGUCGACGGUCAACAAAGGCUCAGCUGGUCAGGAGGGAGAGUUUCCCUGCAAGAAAUGUGGCAGGGUUUUCUACAAGGUGAAGAGCCGCAGCGCCCACAUGAAGAGCCACGCCGAGCAGGAGAAGAAGGCCGCAGCGCUGCGGCAGAAAGAGGCCGAUGAGCGAGCGGCGGCGAAGGCGGCAGCCGAGGCCGCCGCGGUCCUCGCCGCGCGGCAGCUGAACGGGACGAGACAAACGGGCGGGGACAGCACCAACGACGACUUGUCGGCCGGGGACGACGACGAAGACGAUGAGGACUGGCAGUGAGAGAAAAAGGGCCGCGCACACUGACUGCACUGUGCAGCGUGGCUUCACUCUCUGGGACGGGAGGAGGGAUAUUUAAAAGGAGAAGAAGAAUCCCUCCUGUGAACUUUGUGAAUAUCUUUGUGGAACAAGAAGACUUCCGUUGCUUGGCACAUUCAGGGACAGAUUUACUCCUGUGUAUGUGUGUUAGUGAAUGCGUUG